This is a messenger RNA of Neohortaea acidophila, 3333 nucleotides long. Its product is annotated as dDENN domain-containing protein. Gene Ontology annotation, cellular component: cytoplasmic vesicle. NCBI's taxonomy places the organism in Eukaryota, Fungi, Ascomycota, Dothideomycetes, Mycosphaerellales, Teratosphaeriaceae. The transcript is spliced from 2 exons. Gene Ontology annotation, biological process: regulation of Rab protein signal transduction. The record is from RefSeq and is a predicted model, not a curated record. The coding region runs from base 1 to 3333 and encodes 1110 amino acids.
AUGGCUCCAGCCGUUCCCAAGCCUGACCGACCUCGCCCCACCGACACCUCCGCCCCUCUCGCCGACUACUUCUUCAUCUGCGGCAUCGAAUCCUCCCAGGUCUACGAUGCACGUCUCAGUCUCUCCUCUCCCGUCCCACCAGUCGAAGACACGAUCGAGGAAGAUGCCGCAUUGGAAGUCAACGGGGAAGGUCGGCCCCCUACCCCCGGCUCCCCGGUGGACAAUGUCAAGAGACGCUCACGAUACAGCUUCGAAGCUCGGCAGAGCAUCGAGGGCUUAAUCAAUGGGGUUGAACAUCUGACCACCGCCAGCAACAGGAGCAGCACAACCAUCCGACCCCAUAAGCCCCCCGGCCCCUCGGGCAUGAGCGAUGAUGCCUUCGAAGACGCCCUUAGGAAGUUUGCGUCGGAGAGGGACAGCUUUCUCGAGGACAUCCACGUCUCCGCCGGCGCCGUGACCACCCCGACCCCGCGCAAGCCCCGGCCGAAGACGGUGCGCAUCACCCAGGAUGAGAGUAAUGUGACCGCCGGCCUGCGAGGCUCGGUAGGCAGCCUGCAACGACGUCUCUCCACCAUGAAGAGCUCCAAGCGACACUCUUCGGGCAUGAGCCGGCAAGCAUCGGUCCGCACGUCCAAACGGUUGAGUGGCUACAACUCCGUCAUCCCCGCUCCUCGCCCCUUCCAGCUCAGCCCUGAUAUGCACCCGCUCAAGCGCCGCUACGAACCCGUCCUGCUUGACCGCUACCCCACCAAACUCAUGACGGACGAGUCCAAACGUCGCACCCCCUUUCCCGACUACGUUCCCAUGUUCACCUUCCCCAACGACAUCAGCGUCGUGUCUUCGGACGAGCGUCCGCGGUCAACGUGGCAUGGCUUCGCGAUGACCAGCUCCGACAACAGCAAGCUCUACGGCAUCUGCGUCAUUGUCUGGGUGCCUCUCAACGAAACUGCCGCUGCCGGCCUCGAGCGACAGUGCGAGGAAUGGAGGCGGGCGAAUAUGAGCAAUGAGGAGCGCGAGUUGGCGAGCAGUCUAGGCGAGCGGCUUUCGGCAGAGCGUGCGAAGCUUAGUAGGCUUCUCGCUGACUUGCCCAACAGCUCAUCGGGAUCGGCCCCGCGCGAGAAGUUGGAAGACGACAUCAGUGCGGUGGAGGAGAAGAUCGGGCUGAUGACAGACUUGCUACGCCCCGUCCGCCACGCGGCGGCGUCGAAGAUCGAAGGUCUCACGGAAGGCGACACCGGCUUCUGGAUUCCACGAGCCUACGGCAUUCUGGGACAGGAUGGCAGCUUGACGAGCUUCUGGAAGGAGUGGCUCAAGGCCAUCGUCGUGCCCAUGACUUCCGGUGGUGUCUUACGCGUGCCCCCGAGCUCUCCAAAGGUCGGUUUGUGGCAGCCGCUGGAGCGGUAUGUCGUGAAUCUCUGCAUGGAAGCUCUUUGCCCCAUAGCCUCCGCCACGCAGGUGGAAGUCGCGGUGCGGGACUUGCGGCUGUAUGCUCGCAGAGAGGCCAUCAACGAGCUUCCCGGUUCGCGAAACACCGACUUGUACGCCCUGUUUCGUUGCCUAACGAUUCCAAACGUCAUCACGCUCUUCGAAUAUGCCCUCUCCGAAUCGAGGAUCAUCUUGCUCUCCUCGCACACCGCCAUGCUGCACCUCGCCGCCGCCGCUUUGACCAGUAUCUUGUAUCCGCUCAAAUGGUGCGGCAUUCUCAUUCCAGUCCUACCGCAACGUUUGAUCCAAGCACUCGAGGCACCGUGCCCUUACAUUGCAGGUGUUGAACGCCGCUACGAGAUGCCCGAGCUCCCCGACGACGACUUCUGCAUUGUGGACCUUGACGAGAACACGAUUGAGAGUGUUGCGCCACCCAUUACAUUGCCACGCCCGCAGCGAAGAAAGCUCCAGUCGUUGCUUCAAGCGGCCGCCCAACACCACAACAGGUAUGGGGUGCCGACAGGACCUCCGCGGUACGCAGUGGAAACGUUUCCAAAUGAUGCUUUUGCCUCGGAAAGCCCGCAGGUGUUCAAGUCCAAGCCGGCUGCGUCGACGCUUGCAACGUACGUCAGUGAGAGCUCGACGACUUUUGGGGACGCUUCAGGGGCCCAGCAGCCGCUCUCUCCCAUCUACAAUGCUUUCCUACAGUCUCGCCCGACUGCUGGCAAGAGCAGCGACCGGCCGUCGACCAGCUCGACCGGCACUGCCCAUAGCCAUUCCUCUUCUCAGUCGCCGCCAUCUCCGGUCGCGCAGUCGCCUAUAUCGUCUACCUUCUCCAAACCGGUUUCGCGCAGUGAUUCUGGUAUGGCCCUUCAGGCUUCUCUUCAAGAGAAGCGAUCUGCGGGUCGGAUUCCAGAGAGCGACAUGCUACGGCGCAAUUCAGCCGUCCACUCGCUCUUCGAGGCGCGCGGCGGGCAACAACAGGCGAGUCGAUUUGGUGCUGGGCGUCGUCCUAGCCAGCCGAUAACUGGACACCAUGCUUCCCCGUCGACGUCUAGUCUCGGCUACGGGUCUGGAUCGAAUUAUGCACCUAGCGUAUACGCUCAGAGCACUCUCGCCGCCAGCACCGUCAUGCCGCAGAUGCUGGUGCAGCCCGUGAAAGACGAUGAGCGGAUGAAGUGGAUCGAGGGGCACUGCUUGCAAAGGCAGAAUCGAGACGGUGCGUCGAUUUGUACGAUAUGCGACGAACGGUGCCAGGAGGAGUCGUUCAAGUGUCUUGGAUGUGGCAUCAUCGUACACUAUGGGUGCCUCGACUCGGUUUGCCUCGUAUGCCCCGUGGCCUUCCGCCCCGACCAAGUUCGAGCGGCGUUUGUGCGCUGCUUCGCCUCCCUCUUCUACACCUACCGACGCUUUCUUCGUCCUGCGUCCGGAGAUCGUCGAAAGGCCGGUAUGCUCUACCACUUCAACAUGGAUCAAUUCCUCAAGAGCGUGCCGCACGGAGAUGGCGAGUACAUGCACAUGUUGCGCGACACGCAAGCCUUUAACGAAUUCAUCCACGAGCGCGAGGCCACUCGUGCCGAAGAUCCUUCCAUCAAGCUCUUCGACGAGAUCAUCCUUUCCAAACGCAACCGUGGCCGAACCUCGCUUUUCUCAAAGGCAAACACCUCCUUUCUCACCGACACAUCGGAUCACCUCUGGCGCUCGGCGUCCGCAACUCCACCCAACUCCCGCUACCCGGGCGAUCCGCAGGCCAUGUCGGGGAGAAUGCCGGCCAAGCUCGAUCCGGCGUACAUGCAGGAGCCGCGGGCGAUACAGGGGGCGCCGAGGUUGAUGCCGGCGACGAAGACGAAGAGGAAGCCGGUUGCUAGCACUUUGCUUGUGAAUUCCCAGAGCGUUGAUGAUGCUUAA